This is a messenger RNA of Spinacia oleracea (spinach), 2509 nucleotides long. RefSeq lists its product as uncharacterized. The record is from RefSeq and is a predicted model, not a curated record. NCBI's taxonomy places the organism in Eukaryota, Viridiplantae, Streptophyta, Magnoliopsida, Caryophyllales, Amaranthaceae. The coding region runs from base 304 to 2262 and encodes 652 amino acids. The transcript has a single exon.
UCAUAUCAUCUCUCGUGUAGUGAACUAGUGAUCCUAUCCAAAAACAAAACUGUCAUGGAGGAAGAAGUCAAAGUGGAAAAGCCAUGAACAAAGACUCACAAAAGUAAGCACCCCAUGGGGCCCACUCUUAUGUCAGACACCAAAUUACAUAUCAGCAGAUAAAAGACAAAAACCACGACAAACUGAAACUACCCUUCUUCAGUUCUUCUUCCUCAACCAACAUCAACCCCACUCUCCUUCCCCUACAAACACCCAAACACCCAAACACCACUUUAACUCUUUCUCUCUCCUCCUCCUCCCCCCAUGAAUCCCAGCAAAGUCGAAGAUGACCCAGAUCCCUUCUUCCUCCACCACCACUUCCACCACCAUCACCCCCCGUUCAAUCUCCACCGUCCAAUCAUCAACUCUCUCUCACCCUCCCCCAUCACCACCACCACUACUAACAACCACAUCGACAACGAUAACAAUCACAAUAACCCCUCUUUCUCUCUCCUCUUUCAUCACUCUUCCCCAUCUUCCUCCCCUUCUUCCUCCGACUCUCCUCCUCCACCGAUUCCUCAAUCCCAAACCCUACCCAUCUCAAACGAUGCGGAUCCUUCUUCAAUCGACCCCAAAAUCAAUCCGGAGCCCCAUAUUUCCUCCCAAUUUUACACCUUUAACAGUGAAUCGCAUGACCUAAUGAUUUCCUGCCUUUUGGAAAACCGUCUUGCUUCUCCGGCGGAGAUCCGGUCAGUCACUCCAGUCGAAGUGCUUAAAUCGUGGCGGUCAGUUUGGAAGGACCGGAAUGAAGACACCGCUUACUUAACGGCGUGGAAGCGUAUCCAAGACAAGCUGAACGCACACGUUGACGGUAACGGUGUCCGUUAUCUUUGCUUUAAGAAUAAUUCAAAUCAAUUUGUUUCUCAUGUUAGUCAGUGGCAGGAUAUUGUUACAUCUUCUCAUUGUGAUAGUGAUUUGAAACACUUAGGACUUAGAGAAACUGUUGAUAAAAUUAAGCAGGUUUGGACUGUUGGGGCUAAGUUUUAUGGCAUUCCCGAGAGUUUUAUUCGGGUUUGUAUUUCCUCGUGUCUUGUUUGUUCUGGUGUUUCUGAUGGCGGAGGAGGGGGGUUUUCCGGGGGGAGGACAAAACGGAGGCGGUUCGAGUAUACAGAGUCGUUUGAUGUGCCGGCGAAAGAGGUGCCUAACAAGUUGCAGCAGCUUGCUAAGAAGCAUAAGGUGGUGCUUUGUAUUAGGCAGAAGUAUAUUAGGUAUAAGCCCUUCAUGGCUGAGGUGAAGGAUUAUGCUUGUCAUCGGGCUGGGGAGCCCGCUUCGAGUAAGAAAAACUCAAAGGUUUUGAAGAGGGAACCGUAUGCAUCUAAGAGGUGUGGGUGUGGGUUUCGGAUUAGGGCGAUUGUCCCUAUCGCGAAUUAUAAUGACAAGGAUAAGAGUUUUGUGUAUCAAGAGGAAGGAAUGGCGGUAUUUAAGCUGUAUGCUGUUCAUACAGGGCACGAGCCUGGUCCAUUGGAUGGGAAUGCGAGGAUUAUGCAUCGGGUUGUUGGGCAUAAAGGGGUGUUUUUGAAUGAUCAAGAGACAGAAUAUGGGGUGAAUGAGGAGUUGGAGAGUGAUUCUUACCUGGGUAGGGAUGAAGGUGAUUUCAGUCACACUGUGCUGCAGCAAGCUCAGGAGUUGAAAUCAGAAGUUGGGUUGUUGGAAAGUCGGAUAUUGAAACUCCCUCAGGAGUUAUUGGAUUCGGUUUCUCAAGAGUUGUAUCAUAUUGUUAAUAAGGUUAGGGCGUUAGGAUAUGAAACUUCAAAGUUGGUUGGAUUGGACAGUGAUAAGCAUAAUAAUUCUGAUGUUAUGCUGGUUGGUGACGGCGAUUUGCCUCAUUGGAAUGACCCUCAUGAUGACAGGUUGUACGGGGAUGGGAAGGAUACUGAUCUGAUUGAGGAAGAUGACGACAGUUUUGGACGGUCAUUGGGGGAUGUUGUACCAUGGGAUGAAAUGAGGACAGAUUGUAGGAGUGACAAGGACUUGAUUAGUGAGAGUUGUAAACCAGACAAGUGGCUAAACAGCAGUGAGUUUGAUGAAAAGAGUAUUCUAAGUUGCGAUGAUUCAAAGCUAACGAAGCCAAUGAGGCAUGACUGUUUAGAUGAUGUAGGUCUUGUUAGCCUGCAGGUAGAUAGUUUCUAUCCGGAGAAUCCGAAAUGGUAUGAUUCUCCAUGUGGAUUGGAUUCCAGUACAGAUUGCGGGGAUAGUGAAUUCCGACAUGGAGAGAUUAUAUAGAUUCAUUCCCAUCUGUUGAGGUGAGUUUUAGCUCAAUUGAGGGUGGGUUGUAAUUUAUGUAUACACAAGGACAAAUCCAGACCCUUUAACUUUGAUUUUAGGUGCCUUGUUCAAUGUAGUGAUGUAAAUUAUGACUGCACAUACCUUGUUCUGGUUACUCCUGACCCUGUUUGUAAUUUUCGGGUGCUUUUAGUUUUAUAGGUAUUGCAUAUGAUUGAUUCAUGAUCCUCUUCCUUUCAAUUGAUUA